Molecule: messenger RNA, 1477 nt
Organism: Centrocercus urophasianus (Greater sage-grouse)
Lineage: Eukaryota; Metazoa; Chordata; Aves; Galliformes; Phasianidae
Gene: PINX1
Product: PIN2 (TERF1) interacting telomerase inhibitor 1
Exons: 7
Coding region: 63-1142 (359 amino acids)
Biological process (GO): regulation of ribosome biogenesis
Cellular component (GO): nucleolus
Molecular function (GO): telomerase inhibitor activity; nucleic acid binding
Source: RefSeq, a predicted model, not a curated record
GGAGGUUGGAGCGGACGGGAUGGCGUCUCGUCACACGCGCCGCGCAGAGGAAAGCCCCCAAGAUGGCGAUGCUGGCAGAGCCCCGUAGAAGACAAAAGUGGUCUGUGGAUCCACGAAACAGUGCUUGGAGUAAAGAUGAAUCUAAAUUUGGACAGAAGAUGCUGGAAAAGAUGGGCUGGUCCAAAGGAAAGGGUCUUGGAGCUCAGGAGCAAGGAAAUACAGAACAUAUCAAGGUCCAGGUGAAAAACAACAUGCUGGGGUUAGGAGCAUCCAUCAAGUAUGAGGACAACUGGAUUGCUCAUCAGGAUGACUUCAACCAGCUCCUGGCUGAACUGAAUGAUUGCCAUGGACAGGGCGAAACAGAAUCCUCAGUGACUAAUCAGAAGAAGACAUUUAAUCUUGAGGAAAAAUCAAAAUCCUCUAGGAAGCGUGUCCACUACAUGAAGUUUGCAAAAGGUAAGGAUCUCUCAUUGCGCAGUGAGGAUGACCUGUCCUGCAUCUUUGGGAAGCGACAGAAGAGUGUGAAGACACAGGACGAGGCUACUGAUGCUGAGUCUCAGGAAGAGAAGCACAGAGGCUCCUGGCUCUCUGAGUCUACAGACAGUGCCAAUAUUGUGAAGAGUGUUCUCACUGUCCAAGAAUAUUUUGCCAAGCGCAUGGCAAAACUGAAAGGAUCCCAGAAUGAAGCAGAAACAAAGUUGGAUGGUUUGGAUGGUUGCUGCCCUACAGCAGAAGCUACCUUGGAGCUUUCAGAAGGACUGAAAACUAAAGCCAAGAAGAAAAAGAAGAAGCAGAAGAGAGAUGAGGCAGAGAGUACAGAGCACUGUGAGAAGCCACGAGGGAAAAAGUGUAAGAUAAGUAGCUUGAAUGGGAAGGAACUGGAUGCUCCUUUAAAUGAAUGUCACUCGAGGAAAAAGAAAAGGAAACAUAAAGGGCAGCAUGAUGGGGAAAGCAUUAGUUGCGAUGAAAAUAUGGGUGAUGGAGAAAUGUAUAUGGGAGUAUCUGAUGGGGAAGAUCCCAGCGUUGAGGACUCUGAGGCAAUGCAAAAGAAACACCGUAAGAAGAAGCACAAAAAGCAAAAAGAGGAGGAAGAGGAGUGCACUGAAGGGAUGCAGAGAAAGAAAAAGAAGCGCUGCAAGUAGGUUUAACUGUCUGUGAGUCAAACUGAGACUGUGAGGUGACUUGAACUUUAUCGUGCUGGAUGAGGAGCCUACAUAAGCACCAGCCAGCCAUCAAGUUGUAAUUAAGUCCUGAGUACACCUGAGCUCUUCAUCCUACCAAAACCACAGAUUGUGUUUAAAUAUAGCUCUUACAAGGGGGCUGAGAACACUGUGACAGGCCAGCAUGAGCUUCAGUGCCAUUUUAAAUGUAUCCAUGUAUGGGGCCAAGAACUGCAUGGCUACAAAUCAUAGAAUCACAGAAUGGCUUGGAUUGGGAGGAACCUCGAAGAUCAUGAAGCUCCAACCCCUGCCACAUG